Psylliodes chrysocephalus is the source of this 408-nucleotide messenger RNA. NCBI's taxonomy places the organism in Eukaryota, Metazoa, Arthropoda, Insecta, Coleoptera, Chrysomelidae. The record is from the annotation of a GenBank genome assembly.
AUGAAAACUUUACCAAAAUAUAGAAACUGUUUACAAUUUUUUUUGCUCUCGGACAACUGUGGAGGGCAAAAUAAGAACAAAACCAUGACUCAGUUCUGUUGUUGGUUUGCAAGGACACAUAACGUUACAGUAACACAACUAUUUCCUAUUCGGGGUCAUUCGUUUUCCGUUUGUUAUCGAAACUUUGGUUUAAUCAGGACCGUCUUAAAGAAAAAAAAACAUUUACAGCUAAGCCAUAUCUCAGCGCCAUGGUUAAAGCACGAAAGAAAGACAACCAUCCUUUUAAAGUGUUAUUGGACCACACACUGCUUCAUGACUGGAAAACUGGGCUUUCACCACUACUUAGACGUGUUCCAGCACCGCUUAUCAAAGGUGAUAAAUACACAAUUCAGAAGUAUGUUUUGCUAA